AUGGAUGUUUAGCAAAAGAGAAAAGUUUAUAACUAAAAGUAUUUGAGAAUUAAAAAGAUCAAUGAGGGUUCAUUUGGCAAAAUUAUCCUCUGCGAGCUUGUUGACUAAAAGGGUUAAUAUUGUGUAUUGAAGAAGUUCAAGGUCACCUAAUAGAGUGCUAUUGAUGAGUUAAGUAUAAAGGAAAUCUAUUACAUGAAAAAACUUGAUCAUCCUAAUUUAGUCAAAUCUGAUGAUAUUUUCAAAAUUAAAAAAUCCUACAAUGGCUAAGAUUUCUUCGAAUAACUUUACAUGCAUCUUCCUUAUUAUUUGGAAAUGUCAGAAGUCCCUAGAGAAAAUUUAUCUGUAGAAGCAAUCAAAAUAUUAAUCAAGCAAUUAAUUGAAGCUGUUCAUUUCCUUCACCAAAAGAAAAUUAUUCAUAGAGACAUCAAGCCCAGUAACAUAUUUUUAGACAAAACUGGAAAACUUUUAUUAGGUGAUAUGGGUAUUUCUAGAGAUUUCCCUGAAAAUAAAGACUAAGAAUUAACAGGAAAUACAAUCACUCGUUUGUACAGACCUCCAGAAAUUCUAUUUGGAUGCAAAAAAUAUAAUGAAACUGUUGAUCUAUGGUCACUUGGUUGCACUAUCGCAGAAUUUUUCAUGGAUCACAAAAAAUACUUCUUUUAAGGAAAGAGUGAAAUAGAUCAACUAUGUAAAGUUUUUGAAAUUAGAGGUUCUGCUAAUGAAUAGAACUGGCCAGGCUGUACUGAGCUCCCCUAUUAUAUGGAUUUUGGAGAAUUAAAUUAAAAGGACUUAAGCUCUUUACUACCAAAAGCUCCUAAAGAAUGCAUAGAAAUAAUAGACUCUUUGCUAUAGUUGUGUCCUCAAAAGAGAGCUAAAAUCGAAGAUAUUAUUUAGAAUAAAUGGCUUUAAUCAACCACUGAAUAAGGAUUUUAAGAGCUAAAAUAAUUUGCUGAAAAUAAUAUAUAAUCUAAUAUUCAUAAAAUUUUACAUCCUCCUGAAAGAUUUUGA
Tetrahymena thermophila SB210 is the source of this 1008-nucleotide messenger RNA. RefSeq names its product cyclin-dependent kinase-like Serine/Threonine kinase family protein. The transcript is spliced from 6 exons. Gene Ontology annotation, biological process: protein phosphorylation; positive regulation of transcription elongation by RNA polymerase II. Gene Ontology annotation, cellular component: nucleus; cyclin-dependent protein kinase holoenzyme complex. NCBI's taxonomy places the organism in Eukaryota, Ciliophora, Oligohymenophorea, Hymenostomatida, Tetrahymenidae. Gene Ontology annotation, molecular function: RNA polymerase II CTD heptapeptide repeat kinase activity; ATP binding; cyclin-dependent protein serine/threonine kinase activity. The record is from RefSeq and is a predicted model, not a curated record.